AUGGGGGAUCCUGGAGGCUUCACCACCACAGGGGAGAGGGUGAACCCUGCCCACGUCAUGUUUGACCGCUUCGCCCAGGCCUCCACCUGUAAGGGCACGCUCAAGGCCUUCCAGGAGCUCUGUGACCAUCUGGAUCUCAAGCCCUGCGAGUACCGGGUCUUCUACCACAAGCUCAAGUCCAAGCUCAACUACUGGAAGGCCAAGGCGCUCUGGGCUAAGCUAGACAAGCGGGCCGGCCAGAAGGAGUAUAAGAAGGGACGAGCAUGUGCCAACUCUAAGGUACAGUAUGCAAUGAUGUGACUUUUUUUCUGUCUCAGAUCCUUGUUCAAAGUACCUCAGAGAGAAUUGUUCUGUAUAUAAUAGGGUUGGGCCGAUAUCCACAUUGUAAUAUUGUCUAUUUGCCCUUGUUGAAUAUUGUAAUAAAAAAUAUAUUAAUAAAUACUAAAUAAAUGAUAUAUACUUAUAAACUAUAUUUCGCGAUAAUCUAUAUAUCGCCAAUAUUCAAUCAUAUUUUUAUAUCAGCCAACUCUAGUAUAUGAGACAUUUUCCCCUUCCUCAGUGUCUGAUCAUCGGGGCGGGACCAUGUGGCCUGCGGACGGCUAUCGAGCUGGGCUUCCUGGGGGCCAAGGUGGUGCUGCUGGAGAAGAGAGAUGCCUUCUCCAGGAACAACGUGCUCCACCUGUGGCCCUUCACCAUCCAGGACCUCAGGGGCCUCGGGGCAAAGAAAUUCCACGGAAAGUUCUGCGCCGGAGCCAUCGACCAUAUCAGUGAGUGGAUAAGACUAUCCUACUUCCAUUUCCUACUCUCUGUCUUUUAGAAAAGGGUUUAAAUGAUUUCAUGUUUUACUGUGUACAGCAUUAUCAUAUAUUAGGAGAAGACUUCUGGUGCUUUCCAGGACUAUCGAUCAGCUGGAACAUUGCAGUCUUUUUGGUUGUUGAAGCUAAUAAAUGUUCUCCUCUAAUCUGUCUGACUCUCUGUGCAGGUAUCCGUCAACUCCAGCUGAUGCUGCUGAAGGUGGCCCUGCUCCUGGGCAUCGAGAUCCACGUCAACGUGGAGUUCAAGGGUCUCAUCGAGCCCCCCGAGGACCAGGAGAACGAGAGUAAGACCCGUGUAAAGUGACUGCUCUAUAGACCCCUGUCACAUGACUGCAUUAAGACCCCUGUCAUAUGACAUGACUGCUCUACAGCCAGACAUUAUGGGAACAAGGAAGGGCCAUAUGUUACUGUACUGUUACUGUAUGCCACAGUGCUAACAGAGAGCUCUCCCUCAUCCUCCAUGGUUGUCAGUGAAGGAAAAAGUCAAAUCAUAUGCUAAAUAAUACAACGUUACAUGUCUUGUCAUACUUAUUUUUCCCAUGGUGUGUUUUUGCAGGUAUAGGGUGGAGGGCUGAGGUCCAUCCCAGGACACACCCAGUCAACGAGUUGGAGUUUGAUGUCAUCAUCGGUGCAGACGGAAGAAGAAACACGCUGGCAGGUAAAAAGCAACACGUGGUUCAACAUGAGUCUCUCUCUCUCUCUUUCUUUCUUUCUUUCUUUCUUUCUUUCUUUCUUUCUUUCUUUCUUUCUUUCUUUCUUUCUUUCUUUCUUUCUGUCUUUCUUUCUUUCUUUCUUUCUUUCUUUCUUUCUUUCUUUCUUUCUUUCUUUCUUUCUUUCUUUCUUUCUUUCUUCCUGCCUCACUCUAUCCGUUUUCAGAGAGCACUCCUCCGUGGCCUCUCACUGGAGCGGAGCAGGAACCUGUUUCCUGUAUGAGCUAACAUCCCUCACAAGCAGCAUUAGGAGCCCUGUAGUGUGUGGACUGCUCUGACCCCUCUCCUCUGCUGCUGCUGGUGCCUGCUGAAACCACUUUAGAGAUUCACUCUAGAGGGGAGGGGGAAGCAGUUUCCCUCAGGGCUACGCAGUAGUCACUGCAUACAGUGUCCGUACUCAGCCCGCAAUCUUACAUGAGAUUAUUAAAAAGUAUUGCAGUUACAUUGAUAGUCAGUCAAUGACAGUGUGCAUCAAAGCCUAACAAGCACCACCUUUUUUCUCCCGUCUCUUUUACAAACAUGUGAGUAGUGUGUAAUACAAGGCAAUGUUCUCUUCAUUUCUGAACCUAACAAAGAAUGCUGACAUAUUCACUGUCUACAUAAUGACUCUGACCCCAGUCUAACGUUUACAUCCUGUCUCCAAACAGGGUUCAGGAGGAAGGAGUUCCGAGGCAAGUUGGCCAUCGCCAUCACUGCCAACUUUAUCAACAGGAACACCACGGCCGAGGCCAAGGUGGAGGAGAUCAGCGGAGUGGCCUUCAUCUUCAACCAGAAGUUCUUCCAGGACCUCCGGGAAGCCACGGGUCAGUCAUUUAUCCUUAGGGAGACCUAACAUGUAAUAACCCUCGUUAUAAGAUGUUAUAAAGGCUCAUAGGUGCUUAUAACAACUUAUAAACAUUGUAACUCUAGGCUUUAAGUAAAGUUGUAUAGAUUGUUAUAGAUUUAGAGCCUAUGGAUUAGGUGAUACACAAAAAAAAGUAAUAGCUGAUGAGCACAUACAGUGUCUUCAGAAAGUAUUCAUACCCCUUGACUUAUUCCACAUUUAGUGUUACAGACUGAAUUCAAAAUUGAUUAAAUAUAUUUUUUUUCUCACCCAUCUACACACAUGUUUUUAUAAAUGUUAGCUAAUUUAUUGAAAAUUAAUUACAGAUAUCUAAUUUAGAUAAGUAUUCACACCCCUGAGUCGAUACAUGUUAGAAUCACCUUUGGCAGCGAUUACAGCGUUGAGUCUUUCCGGGUAAGUCUCUAAGAGCUUUGCACACCUGGAUUGUACAAUAUUUGCCCAUUAUUAUUUUCGAAAUUCUUGCUAGACAACCAUUUUCAAGUCUUGCCAGCAGAUCAAGUCAAAACUAACUCGGAAUGACGGAACAUUCACUGUCUUCUUGGUAAGCAACUCCAGUGUACACUGAAUGUACAAAACAUUAAAGGACAUUUUCCAGCACCACCCCCAACAUCAACAUAUGUGAAAAUUGAGCAUUUCUAGAUAGAAGAUAUCUAAAAGAUAGAGAAAAGUGUUUCCAAUGACAUCAUCAAAAUCAAAUCACAUUUUUAUUUGUCACGUGCUGAAUACAAUAGGUAUAGACCUUACUGUGAAAUCAGUGUGCAUUGUGUGAUUUUUAACCAAUUAUGAGUAGGCAUUGCCUACUAAUUGUCUCCUAAUUGGUGGUUGAUGUCAUUGGAAACACUUAUCUUUACUACAAAACAUAGAAACGUGCCAUUUUCACAUAUGUUGAUGUUGGGGUGAUGCUGGAGAUGAUGAAUAUGAAGUUGAACAUUUUUGAAAUGUCCCUUUAAGAACACUUUCCUAAUAUUGAGUUGGACAAAGUUUUGAAAGCAUUCCACAGGGAUGCUGGCCCAUGUUGACUCAAUGCUUCCCACAGUUGUCAGAUUGGCUGGAUGUCCUUUGGGUGAUGGACCAUUCUUGAUACACAUGGGAAACUGUUGAGCGUGAAAAACCCAGCAGCGUUGCAGUUCUUGACACACUCAAACCGGUGCGCUUGGCACCUACUACCAUACCCCGUUCAAAGGCACUUCAAUAUUUUGUCUUGCCCAUUCACCCUCUGAAUGGCACACAUACACAAUCCAUGUCUCAAUUGUCUCAAGGCUUAAAAAUCAUUUUUUUACCUGUUUCCUCCCAUUAAUCUACACUGAUUUGAAGUGAAUUUAACAAGUGGCAUCAAUAAGUGUUCAUAGCUUUCACCUGAAUUCACCUGGUCAGUCUAUGUCAUGGAAAGAGCAUUCAUAAUGUUUUGUAUACUCAGUUUAUAUUUGGCCUUGUGUUAUAUUUUAAUGUCCUGCUGAAAGGUGAAUUCAUCUCCCAGUGUCUGGUGGAAAGCAGACUGAACCAUGUUUUCCUCUAGGAUUUUGCCUGUGCUUAGCUCCAUUCCGUUAAUUUUUUAUCCUGAAAAACUCCCCAUUCCUUAACGAUUACAAGAAUACCAACUAUACCACCACUAUGCUUGAAAAUAUGGGGAGUGGUACUCAGUAAUGUGUUGUAUUGGAUAUGCGCCAAACAUAACACUUUAUAUUUGCAGUAUUACUUUAGUGCCUUGUUGCAAACAGGAUGCAUUUUUUAUUCUCUACAGGCUACCUUCUUUUCACUUAGGUGAAAUUAGGUUAGUAUUGUGGAGUAACUACAAUGUUGUUGAGCAGUGUAUCACCUAGGAACUGACAGUUUUAUGCCGCCAUGCAUUUUCUAUCUGCAUGGUUUAUCUAUGGAUUAGAGAAAAGGUAAACAAACAAAGAGGUACUUCCUGGUUGGGAGCUGAAAUCUGUUCACAUUUCUCAAUUAAACAUUUUGAUCCCAUGCCAUGAGAGCUCGGCGCUGAGCUGGCACCGUCUAUAUGGGCCUUUAGUUUUGUCUCCUGGGUCGUGUAAUCGUCGAGGUUGUCCUCAUUCCCCUAACAAAGACAACCAGAGAGACUGUCAAUAGAGGAGCCAUAGGAGCAGCUAUAGCCAUAGAAAAAACAUUGGUUUACCAAAAGUAAAUAACAAAACUCUCUCUUUCUAUUGAUUCCGUAGGAGUUGACCUGGAAAACAUUGUCUACUACAAGGAUGACACGCACUACUUUGUCAUGACUGCCAAGAAACAGAGCCUGCUGGAGAAGGGAGUCAUUCUGCAUGUGAGUGAUCAAAGGGACGAUCGCAGAGGGGGAGUGAGACAUAUCUGGAGCUGUCUCUCUCGUACACACACAAACACACACACACACACACACACACACACACACACACACACAAACACACUUUAUCCCUCUGUGUGCCUGCUCCAUGCCUAAGGACCAAGCCAAAACUGUGCCAGGAACAAACCACCAGCUCAACCACAUUUAAUGAGUUUGUGUCCCACUCCCAACACAUCACUUCAGAACACUGCUGUUUCCUUUGACUAGACUGGGCACUUUCCACAGGAAAUCAGUCACAAGCUCUUAGGACAUUAGGACCUAUUUUAGAAGUUCAGCUUUCAUGUUCCAAUAAAAGUUGCCAGUGCUUUUCUAUCUCACUUUGAGAUUAAAGCCUUGUGGGGGAAAAAAAGUGUUUGGUAACGUUUUGCAAAUCCAAUCAAAAUCGUUCCGAAGGCAUUCGAGUAGUUGGGACGUGUUACCCUUUUGGUAAUUGGAUAGGAUUUUUAAAAUUACCACCGAAUGUGAGUUUUCAUCAGCAGUCAUAAUCAGGCCAAAACAUAACCAGACCCUGUAGGUCCUGUGCUGGGUCGUAGUCAUUAGCCACCAAAGUGAAGAAAAUGGACUGGGACAGGGAGGGUUUUAAUUUCAGUUGCAAAAGUUUUGCUACAAGUGUACACUAAUGAAUAUGACCCUGAUGAGUUGGGCCAGGCUGUUGGCUGAAGGAGGACGUGAGAGUGGACACACUGUGUCCUGUGUUUCAGACUUCAGUGUUUUCACGCCUGCCAAGUUUGCAUAAUCCCUAAUGAGGGGUGUGUGUUUGUUGCAAUGGGGGUGUGAGGGGACAGAGCCCUGCUGCUCACACUCUCCAGACAGGCCUCCCCUAGUUACCCCCAGGCCCCUAUACAGUCAUUUACUUAUACAGUAACAGACCAGUGUGUUUGAGUGAGCUAGGAGAGACUGACACAGGCAGGGCAUGCUGUACAGAAAGGGGUGGUGCAUAGACUAACUCUUCUUCAGGGUAUUUUUCCAUCCAAAAUCAAGACCCAUUACUGAGCUGAUUACAGUACUUGCACACCCAUAAACCUUUGGUGGGUUUUCUACAAGAUGACUUACUUCAAAGCAAGGUCCUUUUAUAGCAAUGGAAAUCACUCUCUAGUCCCUUUUUAAUGCUCCAUCCUGCCCCUGGGAAAGGGGAGGUUGGCAGACAGGCAGGCAGACAGACAGGCAGGCAGGCAGGGGAGUGCUGGGUCGAGUCCACACUGUUCCACCCAGCACCAUGAAUCAGAGAACAACACCCUUUCAGAUCCUCUGUCUGCUCCACCUUCACACCCAUCCAGCUCACCAGUCAGCCUGGCACUGCCGGCCCAGCCUAGCCAGGGAAAGUCAAGGGAAAAGAAUGUGCCUCUCACCGCCCUCUUCUAAAACACAGUCAUUUAAAGCGUGCCUUGAUUUGAUGCUACAUUCCGGAGACCUAUAGGAGCCUCGCUACAUACACACAGUACCAGAGAGUUAGGUAUAAUAGACUAUACAGUGCCUUGCAAAAGUAUUCAUCCCCCUUGGCGUUUUUCCUAUUUUGUUGCAUUACAGCCUGUAAUUUAAAUGGAUUUUUAUUUGGAUUUCAUGUAAUGGACAUACACAAAAUAGUCCAAAUUGGUGAAGUGAAAUAAAAAAAAUAACUUGUUUCAAAAAAUUCUAAAAAAUAAAUUACGGAAAAGUGGUGCGUGCAUAUGUAUUCACCCCCUUUGCUAUGAAGCCACUAAAUAAGAUCUGGUGCAACCAAUUACCUUCAGAAGUCACAUAAUUAGUUAGAUUGCACACAUUUAAUUAGUUAAAUGAAGUCCACCUGUGUGCAAUCUAAGUGUCACAUGAUCUGUCACAUGAUCUCAGUAUAUAUACACCUGUUCUGAAAGGCCCCAAAGUCUGCAACACCACUAAGCAAGGGGCACCACCAAGCAUGCGGCACCAUGAAGACCAAGGAGCUCUCCAAACAGGUCAGGGACAAUGUUGUGGAGAAGUACAGAUCAGGGUUGGGUUAUAAAAAAAUAUCCGAAACUUUGAACAUCCCAUGGAGCACCAUUAAAUUAUUUUAAAAAAUUGAAAGAAAUGGCACCACAACAAACCUGCCAAGAGAGGGCCACCAACCAAAACUGACAGACCAGGCAAGGAGGGCAGUAAUCAGAGAGUCUACAAAGAGACCAAAUAUAACCCUGAAGGAGCUGCAAAGCUCCACAGCGGAGAUUGGAGUAUUUGUCCAUAGACAACAUUAAGCCGUACACUCCACAGAGCUGGGCUUUACGGAAGAGUGGCCAGAAAAAAGCAAUUGCUUAAAGAAAAAAAUAAGCAAACACGUUUGGUGUUCGCCAAAAGGCAUGUGGGAGACUCCCCAAACAUAUGGAAGAAUGUACUCUGGUCAGAUGAGACUAAAAUUGAGCUUUUUGGCCAUCAAGGAAAACGCUAUGUCUGGCACAAACCCAACACCUCUCUUCACCCAGAGAACACCAUCCCCACAGUGAAGCAUGGUGGUGGCAGCAUCAUGCUGUGGGGAUGUUUUUCAUCAGCAGGGACUGGGAAACUGGUCAGAAUUGAAGGAAUGAUGGAUGGCGCUAAAUACAGGGAAAGUCUUGAGGGAAACCUGUUUCAGUCUUCCAGAGAUUUGAGACUGGGACGGAGGUUCACCUUCCAGCAGGACAAUGACCCUAAGCAUACUGCUAAAGCAACACUUGAGUGGUUUAAGGGAACACAUUUAAAUGUCUUGGAAUGGCCUAGUCAAAGCCCAGACCUCAAUCCAAUUGAGAAUAAGUGGUAUGACUUAAAGAUUGCUGUACACCAGCAGAACCCAUCCAACUUGAAGGAGCUGGAGAAGUUUCGCCUUGAAGAAUGGGGGGGGGGGGGAUUGAUUAGUUAUGCACGCACAAGUUUUCUGUUUUUUUGUCAUAUUUCUUGUUUGUUUGGCAAGAAAAAAUAUUUUGCAUCUUCAAAGUGGUAGGCAUGUUGUGUAAAUCAAAUGAUGCAAACCCAAAAAAAAUCCAUUUUAAUUCCAGGUUGAAGGCAACAAAAUAGGAAAAAUGCCAAGGGGGGUGAAUACUUUCGCAAGCCACUGUAGUGGUGUUUAGAUUGUUAUAGUAGGAAUGGAAGACAUUUAAAUGGACCUAUAUUUAUUAAAUUCAAUAUUACUUCAGAAUGACAUUGGCUUGAUUUGGAAUGAAAGUACUGCUUUGGUGGUGCAGGCUAACCUCUGUGUAAAAUAUAUCCUUUUCCAAAUACAACUUCAUCGAUGUCAUGCCCCAUUCUCUGUGCAUGACAGGCCAUGUUCCAUCUCUUAUGUGUCUCUUAGUCCUCCAGUCAUCUGAGCCAUCUAACCUCUUCAUGUCUCUCCUGGUUUCCUCCAGGAUUAUGCAGACACAGAGAUGCUGCUGUCCAGGGCUAACGUGGACCAGGAGGCCCUUCUCUCCUAUGCCCGCGAGGCCGCAGACUUCUCCACUAACCACCAGCUGCCCACUCUGGACUUUGCCAUCAACCACUACGGACAGCCCGACGUGGCCAUGUUCGACUUCACCUGCAUGUACGCCUCAGAGAAUGCAGCGCUAGUGCGCCAACGCAACGGACGGCAGCUACUGGUGUCUCUGGUGGGGGACAGUCUACUGGAGGUGAGGGGGGCUACUGGGCCGAGGGUGUUUCAGUCUUACUUAGAAGAUAUACUCUGUCAGUCACUCUGGAUAAGGUAGUGUCUGACUGUCUCGUGUAUAGAAAUUAAAAAGGGAGUGAAUAUCAGCGUGAGCAAGAGUGUGGGAGAAAUUACAGUGAAUUGAGAGAGCGAUUCAAGUAUCAAGGAUGACAGAUGUGGAUUGACGUUUGCUUGCUUGAAACAGACAAUUUUACUUAAAAAAAAUUUGUAUAUAUUAAAAAAGGUGUAUUUUUUUAAAUAAAUUUCAUUAUUCUCUGUAUGCUUACUUGGAAUUCACCAUGUUACUGUAUUUGUCUGUUUCUACAGCCCUUCUGGCCCAUGGGCACUGGUAUAGCCCGGGGUUUCCUGGCAGCCAUGGACUCAGGCUGGAUGGUGAAGAGCUGGGCCCAGGGAAACAGCCCUCUGGACGUGCUGGCUGAAAGGUGAGGGAGCAGACGCGUCAUAACACACACAUUAUACUCGCACGUCAUACUUGCACGCACACACCCUCGACACACUGUUAUCUCUGCGUGCUUUAUCUCUGAGUGCUCCAGUGUCAGCCCCAGCCCCUACUUUAGUACUGUAGUUGGAAUGGAAUAAGAGCCUCUGGAGCUCUGAAUGGAAUGUGUUGAGUCCUCUGUUCUCCUGCCUUCUAUAAUUAAGUAACCAUGGUUUCCUCUUUUUUAGGGAGAGCAUAUAUCGCCUGCUGCCUCAGACAACGCCAGAGAACAUCAGUAAAAAUGUCAGUCACUACAGUGUGGAUCCCACCACGCGCUACCCUAACAUCAGCCUCCACUUCCUCAGGCCCAACCAGGUAGUGUAUACUCUGAGAUCAUAUGACUGUAUGAUUGUAGCAUGAUGAACUACAGUACCCAUAAUGCUCUGUGUAUGAUAUCCAGUUUGAGUAGGGCAAGGACUUUGUCCUUACUACCUAACCAUCUUGUGAAUGAAAACCCAGUGUCUGCUUAACUAAAGACACACACACACACACAGACACACACACACGAUACGAUACGAUAUACUUCAUUGUCCAUUUCAUUUUGUGACGUCAGCAUUCAAAUACACAAACACAACACAAAAUAUUACAUGCAGUACGAAAAACUGGGAAGUUAGUAUACAAGUCACACAUUUACAUUUUCACAUAUUCAAAGUCUCUGCGGCCUACAGUCUGACCGUGUGUUUGGCCUGCAUCUGUCCUAUGUCCCACUGUUCAGCAGCCUGAUGGCUGAUGGAAGGAAACUUGCCUUGUUCCUAUUCUUACUGUACAGCGGGACCGUUAAUCUCCUUCCGGAGGGCAGCAGCUCAAAACAUAACUAAGAACCAGAGUUUUUUUCCCCAGUCCAGAUGCAUGGUCAUGAAAAACUCCUAUCAGUAGCUAUGACCUAUGGAAGAUGUCCUAUGUGAAAUCCCACCCCACUCUGUUGUUGUCAGGUACGACACCUCAUUGACACAGGGGAUUCAAGCAGUGAAAUGCGUAUCGAAAUGGAGAAUGUAGUCAACUCGUCAACACCCAAGCUCACCAGAAAUGGUGAGUAGUGUUUAGAAUAAGCUAUACGAUUUUUCAUAGCGUUGUCUAUUCAUACCAAGUUCAUAUUAUUUAAUUGUCAUUCAUGUCUGUUUUUCAAUGUCUCUUGUUUUUGGGACCUGGUUGUUAUUACGAUCACCGAAAUGUAACAAUGAAUUGCUUUCAUCCUAGACCAUUACCUGCUUGAGAAGCAUUUCCAAGGUAAUAUCAUUAAUGACUGAGGUCCAAAUGCAUGACCAUCUGAGGAUUCCUUCAUUAUAGUCCUUAACAGUAGAAACAAGCAACUGCCAUGACUCCAUGUGACUUGGUGGAUGUAGAUGGAUGGACUGAUUUUAUUUUAUUUAUUUUGUGUUCACUAACCUGGUCAUUAACGGGAUGGUGAAAUAUCACUUUCUUUGUCCGAAAAGUUAAAAAGGUCACUUCACUUAAAUUGACAAUGGGACUAACAUGGAUGGCAAAUCAAAAUCAAAGUUUAUUGGUUGCGUACACAUAUUUGCAGAUGUUAUCGCAGGUGCAGCGAAAUGCUUGUGUUUCUAGCUGCAACAGUGCAGUAAUACCUAGCAAUAAUACAAAUUAAAAUACACACAUAAUCCAGAAAAAUUAAGAAAUUAAGAAAUAUCAGAAUGAGCAAUGUGUCACGCUCUGGCUCCAGGACUCUGUAUGUUGAGCCAGGGUGUGUUCGUUUCUUUGUGUUCUGUUUCUUGGUUGGGUUGUUCUAGGUUGUUGUAUUUCUUUGUUUGAGUGACUCCCAAUCAGAGGUAACGAGUGUCAGCUGUUGGCUCGUUGUCUCUGAUUGGGAGCCAUAUUUAAACUGUCUGUUUUCACCUUGUGUUUGUGGGUUUUUGUUCCUAGUCAGUCAUUGUCACUGUGGACUUCACGAAUCGUUAUUUGUUUUGUUGUUUCGUGUUUCGCUUUAAUUAAAUAAAGCAUCAUGUUCGUGCAACACGCUGCGCUUUGGUCCGCUUCCUGUAACGACGAUCGUGACACAAUGUUAGAGACUGGAAUAUAAAUAUAUAUAUAUAUAUAUAUAUAUAUAUACAUAUAAUUUAUAUAAAUAUAUACGGUGUGUAUAUAUAUAUAUACAGUGGGGAAAAAAAGUAUUUAGUCAACCACCAAUUGUGCAACUUCUCCCACUUAAAAAGAUGAGAGAGGCCUGUAAUUUUUAUCAUAGGUACACGUCAACUAUGACAGACAAAAUGAGAAAAAAAUAUCAGGAAAAUCACAUUGUAGGAUUUUUUAUGAAUUUAUUUGCAAAUUAUGGUGGAAAAUAAGUAUUUGGUCAAUAACAAAAGUUUCUCAAUACUUUGUUAUAUACCCUUUGUUGGCAAUGACACAGGUCAAAAGUCUUCACAAGGUUUUCACACACUGUUGCUGGUAUUUUGGCCCAUUCCUCCAUGCAGAUCUCCUCUAGAGCAGUGAUGUUUUGGGGCUGUCGCUGGGCAACACGGACUUUCAACUCCCUCCAAAGAUUUUCUAUGGGGUUGAGAUCUGGAGACUGGCUAGGCCACUCCAGGACCUUGAAAUGCUUCUUACGAAGCCACUCCUUCGUUGCCCGGGCGGUGUGUUUGGGAUCAUUGUCAUGCUGAAAGACCCAGCCACGUUUCAUCUUCAAUGCCCUUGCUGAUGGAAGGAGGUUUUCACUCAAAAUCUCACGAUACAUGGCCCCAUUCAUUCUUUCCUUUACACGGAUCAGUCGUCCUGGUCCCUUUGCAGAAAAACAGCCCCAAAACAUGAUGUUUCCACCCCCAUGCUUCACAGUAGGUAUGGUGUUCUUUGGAUGCAACUCAGCAUUCUUUGUCCUCCAAACACGACGAGUUGAGUUUUUACCAUCUGACCAUAUGACAUUCUCCCAAUCCUCUUCUGGAUCAUCCAAAUGCACUCUAGCAAACUACAGACGGGCCGGGCAUGUACUGGCUUAAGCAGGGGGACAUGUCUGGCACUGCAGGAUUUGAGUCCCUGGCGGCGUAGUGUGUUACUGAUGGUAGGCUUUGUUACUUUGGUCCCAGCUCUCUGCAGGUCAUUCACUAGGUCCCCCCGUGUGGUUCUGGGAUUUUUGCUCACCGUUCUUGUGAUCAUUUUGACCCCACGGGGUGAGAUCUUGCGUGGAGCCCCAGAUCGAGGGAGAUUAUCAGUGGUCUUGUAUGUCUUCCAUUUCCUAAGAAUUGCUCCCACAGUUGAUUGCUUCAAACCAAGCUGCUUACCUAUUGCAGAAUCAGUCUUCCCAGCCUGGUGCAGGUCUACAAUUUUGUUUCUGGUGUCCUUUGACAGCUCUUUGGUCUUGGCCAUAGUGGAGUUUGGAGUGUGACUGUUUGAGGUUGUGGACAGGUGUCUUUUAUACUGAUAACAAGUUCAAACAGGUGCCAUUAAUACAGGUAACGAGUGGAGGACAGAGGAGCCUCUUAAAGAAGAAGUUACAGGUCUGUGAGAGCCAGAAAUCUUGCUUGUUUGUAGGUGACCAAAUACUUUUUUUCCACCAUAAUUUGCAAAUAAAUUCAUAAAAAAUCCUACAAUGUGAUUUUCUGGAUUUUCUUUUCUCAAUUUGUCUGUCAUAGUUGACGUGUACCUAUGAUGAAAAUUACAGGCCUCUCUCAUCUUUUUAAGUGGGAGAACUUGCACAAUUGGUGGCUGACUAAAUACUUUUUUUCCCCACUGUAUAUAUAUAUGUGUGUGUGUGUGUGUGUGUGUGUGUGUGUAUAUAUAUAUAUAUAUAUAUAUAUAUAUAUAUAUAUAUAUAUAUAUAUAUAUAUAUAUACAGUUGAAACUCGUUUUUCAACCACUCCACAAAUUUCUUGUUAACAAACUAUAGUUUUGGCAAGUCGGUUAGGACAUCUACUUUGUGCAUGACACAAGUAAUUUUUCCAACAAUUGUUUACAGACAGAUAAUUUCACUUAUAAUUCACUGUAUCACAAUUCCAGUGUGUCAGAAGUUUACAUACACUAAGUUGACUGUGCCUUUAAACAGCUUGGAAAAUUCCAGAAAAUGAUGUCAUGGCUUUAGAAGCUUCUGAUAGGCUAAUUGACAUAAUUUGAGUCAAUUGGAGGUGUACCGGUGGAUGUAUUUCAAGGCCUACCUUCAAACUCAGUGCCGCUUUGCUUGACAUCAUGGGAAAAUCGAAAGAAAUCAAGACCUCAGAAAAAAAUGGUAGACAUCCACAAGUCUGGUUCAUCCUUGGGAGCAAUUUCCAAACGCCUGAAGGUACCACGUUUAUCUGUACAAACAAUAGUAUGCAAGUAUAAACACCAUGGGACCACGCAGCCGUCAUACCGCUCAGGAAAGAGACGUGUUCUGUCUCCUAGAGAUGAACAUACUUUGGUGUGAAAAGUGCAAAUCAAUCCCAGAACAACAGCAAAGGACCUUGUGAAGAUGCUGGAGGAAACAGGUACAAAAUUAUCUAUAUCCACAGUAAAAUGAGUCCUAUAUCGACAUAACCUGAAAGGCCGCUCAGCAAGGAAGAAGCCACUGCUCCAAAACCCCCAUUAAAAAAAGCCAGACUACAGUUUGCAACUGCACAUGGGGACAAAGAUCGUACUUUUUGGAGAAAUGUCCUCUGGUCUGAUGAAACAAAAAUAGAACUGUUUGGCCAUAAUGACCAUUGUUAUGUUUGGAGGAAAAAGGGGGAUGCUUGCAAGCCGAAGAACACCAUCCCAACCGUGAAACACAGAGGUGGCAGCAUCAUGCUGUGGGGGUGCUUUGCUGCAGGAGGGACUGGUGCACUUCCCAAAAUAGAUGGCAUCAUGAGGAAGGAAAAUUAUGUGGAUAUAUUGAAGCAACAUCUCAAGACAUCAGUCAGGAAGUUAAAGCUUGGUCGCAAAUGGGUCUUCCAAAUGGAUUUGACCCCAAGCAUACUUCCAAAGUUGUGGCAAAAUGGCUUAAGGACAACAAAGUCAAGGUAUUGGAGUGGCCAUCACAAAGCCUUGACCUCAAUCCUAUAGAAAAUGUAUGGGCAGAACUGAAAAAGCGUUUGCGAGCAAGGAGGCCUACAAACCUGACUCAGUUACACCAGCUCUGUCAGGAGGAAUGGGCCAAAAUUCACCCAACUUAUUGUGGGAAGCUUGUGGAAGGCUACCCGAAACGUUUGACCAAAGUUAAACAAUUUAAAGGCAAUGCUACCAAAUACUAAUUGAGUGUAUGUAAACUUCUGACCCACUGGGAAUGUGAUGAAAGAAAUAAAAGCUGAAAUAAAUCAUUCUCUCUACUAUUAUUCUGACAUUUCACAUUCUUAAAAUAGAGUGGUGAUCCUAACUGACAUAAGACAGGGAAUUUUUACUAGGAUUAAAUGUCAGGAAAUGUUAAAAACUGAGUUUAAAUGUAUUUGGCUAAGGUGUAUGUAAACUUCCGUAUGUGUAUAUAUAUAUAUAUAAUGGUGUGUAAAGACAGUAUAUGAAUAGAAAAGGUGUGUACAGCAGUAGUUACAGUGAGGGGAAAAAAGUAUUUGAUCCCCUGCUGAUUUUGUACGUUUGCCCACUGACAAAGACAUGAUCAGUCUAUAAUUUUAAUGGUAGGUUUAUUUGAACAGUGAGAGACAGAAUAACAGCCAAAAAAUCCAGAAAAACGGAUGUCAAAAAUGUUAUAAAUUGAUUUGCAGUUAAUGAGGGAAAUAACUAUUUGACCCCUCUGCAAAACAUGACUUAGUACUUGGUGGCAAAACCCUUGUUGGCAAUUACAGAGGUCAGACGUUUCUUGUAGUUGGCCACCAGGUUUGCACACAUCUCAGGAGGGAUUUUGUCCCACUCCUCUUUGCAGAUCUUCUCCAAGUCAUUAAGGUUUCGAGGCUGACGUUUGGAAACUCGAACCUUCAGCUCCCUCCACAGAUUUUCUAUGGGAUUAAGGUCUGGAGACUUGCUAGGCCACUCCAGGACCUUAAUGUGCCUCUUCUUGAGCCACUCCUUUGUUGCCUUGGCCGUGUGUUUUGGGUCAUUGUCAUGCUGGAAUACCCAUCCACGACCCAUUUUCAAUGCCCUGGCUGAGGGAAGGAGGUUCUCACCCAAGAUUUGACGCUACAUGGCCCCGUCCAUCGUCCCUUUGAUGCGGUGAAGUUGUCCUGUCCCCUUAGCAGAAAAACACCCCCAAAGCAUAAUGUUUCCACCUCCAUGUUUGAUGGUGGGGAUGGUGUUCUUGGGGUCAUAGGCAGCAUUCCUCCUCCUCCAAACACGGCGAGUUGAGUUGAUGCCAAAGAGCUCGAUUUUGGUCUCAUCUGACCACAACACUUUCACCCAGUUCUCAUCUGAAUCAUUCAGAUGUUCAUUGGCAAACUUCAGACGGGCCUGUAUAUGUGCUUUCUUGAGCAGGGGGACCUUGCGGGCGCUGCAGGAUUUCAGUCCUUCACGGCGUAGUGUGUUACCAAUUGUUUUCUUGGUGACUAUGGUCCCAGCUGCCUUGAGAUCCUCCCGUGUAGUUCUGGGCUGAUUCCUCACCGUUCUCUUGAUCAUUGCAACUCCACAAGGUGAGAUCUUGCAUGGAGCCCCAGGCCGAGGGAGACAGUUCUUCUGUGUUUCUUCCAUUUGCGAAUAAUCGCACCAACUGUUGUCACCUUCUCACCAAGCUGCUUGGCGAUGGUCUUGUAGCCCAUUCCAGCCUUGUGUAGGUCUACAAUCUUGUCCCUGACAUCCUUGGAGAGCUCUUUGGUCUUGACCAUGGUGGAGAGUUUGGAAUCUGAUUGAUUGAUUGCUUCUGUGGACAGGUGUCUUUUAUACAGGUAACAAGCUGAGAUUAGGAGCAAAAUUCAUAAUGUCAUUUAGAGCAUUUAUUUGCAGAAAAUGAUAACUGGUCAAAAUAACUAAGAUGCAGUGUUGUCAGACCUCGAAUAAAGCAAAGAAAAUAAGUUCAUGUUCAUUUUUAAACAACACAAUAGUAAUGUUUUAAUUUAGGAAGAGUUCAGAAUAACCCUGAUUUUUCAAUCACAGCUUUUAUGCGUCUUGGCAUGCUCUCCACCAGUCUUUCACAUUGAUGUUGGGUGACAUUAUGCCACUCCUGGCGCAGACAUUCAAGCAGCUCGACUUUGUUUGAUGGCUUGUGACCAUCCAUAUUCCUGUUGAUCACAUUCCAGAAGUUUUCAAUUGGGUUCAGGUCUGUAGAUUGGGCUGGCCAAGACAGGGUCUUGAUCUGGUGGUCCUCCAUCCACACCUUGAUUGACCUGGCUGUUUGGCAUGGCACAUUGUCCUGCUGGAAAAACCAAUCCUCAGAGUUGGGGAACAAUGUCAGAGCAAAAGGAAGCAAGUUUUCUUCCAGGACAACCUUGUACGUGGCUUGAUUAAUGCGUCCUUCACAAAGACAAAUCUGCCCGAUUCCAGCCUUGCUGAAGCACCCCCAGAUCAUCACCGAUCCUCCACCAAAUUUCACAGUGGGUGCGAGACACUGUGGCUUGUAGGCCUCUCCAGGUCUCCGUCUAACCAUUAGAUGACCAGGUGUUGGGCAAAGCUGAAAAUUGGACUCAUCAGAGAAGAUGACCUUACUCCAGUCCUCUACGGUUCAAUCCUUAUGGUCUUUUGCAAACCUCAGCCUGGCUCUUCUUUGCUUCUCAUUGAUGAAGGGCUUUUUUAUAGCUUUGCACGACUUCAGCCCUGCCCCUAGGAGCCUGUUUCGAACUGUCCUCGCCGGGCACUUCACCCCAGCUGCCGUUUGCCAUUCUUUUUUUUUAGGUCACUUGAUGUCAUCCUACGGUUGUUGAGUGACAUUCGAAUGAGUUGGCGGUCAUCCCGGUCAGUAGAAAGUCGUUUUCGCCCUCUGCCGGUCUGUAGCUUUGUUGUCUCCAAUGUUUGCUGCUUGACCUUGUUCUUAUGAACCGUCGUCUUUGACAUUUUAAGGAUGGAAGCAACCUGACGCUCACUGUAUCCCUCUGCCAGUAAAGCCAGAAUUGAACCCUUCUUUUCCUCACUCAAACCUUUCCUUUUCAACUCUUUUGGCAUGGUCAAUAGUUAUUUUUUGAUUAAUAUUACUUUUGAGGGACUAUUAGCACUGUUUUUGCCAUCCAGCUGGUCCUAUUGCAACAGGAUAGUGAUGAUCACAGCAGUGGUUUUUAUACUUUUCCUCGCUAAAUAAGAUUUGGUUCAUGUGAUCACCUAAUCAGUACCUAAUUAAGUAGAAUGAGGUGUGCCUGUGUUGGAAUUCAACAGACAUUGGAAUGGAAUGGCUGUCAUACAUGUAGAUAUGCUGAUUUAAGAAAAAAUUGCAGUGGUCUCUUAAUUUUUUCCACAGCUGUACAUAUAAAGUGGGUAAAACAGUAUGUAAACAUUAUUGAACUGACCAGUGUUCAAUGACUGUAUGAACACUCCAAAGAGCAAAACUUCUGACUGUUUGGUCUAAAACACCCUCAGCCCUGGUCCAAAAAAUGUAAUAAUCCACUACUCACUGACUGUGCUUUUCCUUUCCCAGAGUCCAUCGCUCGCUCCAGCAAGCUGCUGAACUGGUGUCAGAGACAGACGGAGGGUUACAGGAAAGUCAGUGUGAUCGACCUCACCAUGUCCUGGAAGAGUGGCAUGGCCCUGUGUGCCCUCAUCCACCGUUACAGACCUGACCUCAUGUGAGUCAUAUAUACAGUGUAUAUAUGUGUGUGUGUGUGUGUAUAUAUAUAUAUAUAUGCAUGUGUGUGUGUAUAUAAACACCAGUCUCAACGUCAACAGUGAAGAGGCGACUCCGGGAUGCUGAACUUCUAGGCAGAGUUGCAAAGAAAAAGCCAUAUCUCAGACUGGCCAAUAAAAAGAAAAGAUGGGCAGUCUGAGAUAUGGCUUUUUCUUUGCAACUCUGCCUAGAAGGUCAGCAUCCCGGAGUCGCCUCUUCACUGUUGACGUUGAGACUGGUGUUUUGCGGGUACUAUUUAAUGAAGCUGCCAGUUGAGGACCUGUGAGGCGUCUGUUUCUCAAACUAGACACUCUAAUGUAUUUGGCCUCUUGCUCAGUUGUGCACCCACUCCUCUUUCUAUUCUGGUUAGAGCCUGUUUGCGCUGUUCUGUGAAGGGAGUAGUACACAGCGUUGUACGAGAUCUUCAGUUUCUUCACAAUUUCUCGCAUGGAAUAGCCUUCAUUUCUCAGAACAAGAAUAGACUGCAGAGUUUCAGAAGAAAGUUAUUUGUUUCUGGCCAUUUUGAGCCUGUAAUUGAACCCACAAUUGCUGAUGCUCCAGAUUCUCAACUAGUCUCAAGAAAGCCAGUUUUAUUACUUCUUUAAUCAGCACAACAGUUUUCAGCUGUGCUAACAUAAUUGCAAAAGUGUUUUCUAAUGAUCAAUUAGCCUUUUUAAAAUGAUAAACUUGGAUUAGCAAACACAACGUGCCAUUGGAAAACAGGACUGAUGGUUGCUGAUAAUGGGCCUCUGUACGCCUAUGUAGAUAUUCCAUAAAAAAUCAGCCGUUUCCAGCUACGAUAGCAUUUACAACAUUAACAAUGUCUACACUUUAUUUCUGAUCAAUUUGAUGUUAUUUUAAUGGACCAAAAAAUUGCUUUUCUUUCGAAAACAAGGACAUUUCUAAGUGACCCCAAACUUUUGAACAGUAGUGUAUAUAUGAACAGAACAAAAAUAUAAAUGCAACAUGUAUGUAAAGUGUUGGUCCCGUGUUUCAUGAGCUGAAAUAAAUAUAAUUUUUCUCCUUUGCCAAGAUAAUCCAUCCACCUGACAGGUGUGGCAUAUCAAUAAGCUGAUUAAACAGCAUGAUCAUUACACAGGUGCACCUUGUGCUGGGGACAAUGAAAGGGGGGGCGGUGCUGAAGAGUAUUUCUGUCUGUAAUAAAGCGCUUUUGUGGGGAAAAACUCAUUCUGAUUGGCAGGGGCUGGCUCCCCAGUGAGUGGGCCUGGCUGCCAAGUUGGUGGGCCUAUGCCCUCCAAGGCCUACCAAUGGCUGCACCCCUGCUCAGUCAUGUGAAAUCCAUAGAUUAGGGCCUAAUUUAUUUAUUUCAAUUGACUGAUUUCCUUAUAUGAACUGUAACUCAGUAAAAUCUCUGAAAUUGUUGCAUGUUGCGUUUAUAUUUUUGUUCAGUAUAUAUCUGUAUUUCUCCUGUAGAAAUGCUUACAGGUGAGGUUUACUGUCAUAAGCGACUUUGGGUUCUUGAAAAGUGCUAUAUACAGUGGGGGAAAAAAGUAUUUAGUCAGCCACCAAUUGUGCAAGUUCUCCCACUUAAAAAGAUGAGAGAGGCCUGUAAUUUUCAUCAUAGGUACACGUCAAAUAUGACAGACAAAAUGAGAAAAAAAAUUCCAGAAAAUCACAUUGUAGGAUUUUUUAUGAAUUUAUUUGCAAAUUAUGGUGGAAAAUAAGUAUUUGGUCAAUAACAAAAGUUUCUCAAUACUUUGUUAUAUACCCUUUGUUGGCAAUAACACAGGUCAAACGUUUUCUGUAAGUCUUCACAAGGUUUUCACACACUGUUGCUGGUAUUUUGGCCCAUUCCUCCAUGCAGAUCUCCUCUAGAUUAGUGAUGUUUUGGGGCUGUCGCUGGGCAACACGGACUUUCAACUCCCUCCAAAGAUUUUCUAUGGGGUUGAGAUCUGGAGACUGGCUAGGCCACUCCAGGACCUUGAAAUGCUUCUUACGAAGCUACUCCUUCGUUGCCCGGGCGGUGUGUUUGGGAUCAUUGUCAUGCUGAAAGACCCAGCCACGUUUCAUCUUCAAUGCCCUUGCUGAUGGAAGGAGGUUUUCACUCAAAAUCUCACGAUACAUGGCCCCAUUCAUUCUUUCCUUUACACGGAUCAGUCGUCCUGGUCCCUUUGCAGAAAAACAGCCCCAAAGCAUGAUGUUUCCACCCCCAUGCUUCACAGUAGGUAUGGGGUUCUUUGGAUGCAACUCAGCAUUCUUUGUCCUCCAAACACGACGAGUUGAGUUUUUACCAAAAAGUUAUAUUUUGGUUUCAUCUGACCAUAUGACAUUCUCCCAAUCCUCUUCUGGAUCAUCCAAAUGCACUCUAGCAAACUUCAGACGGGCCUGGACAUGUACUAGCUUAAGCAGGGUGACACGUCUGGCACUGCAGGAUUUGAGUCCCUGGCGGCGUAGUGUGUUACUGAUGGUAGGCUUUGUUACUUUGGUCCCAGCUCUCUGCAGGUCAUUCACUAGGUCCCCCCGUGUGGUUCUGGGAUAUUUGCUCACCGUUCUUGUGAUCAUUUUGACCCCACGGGGUGAGACCUUGCGUGGAGACCCAGAUCGAGGGAGAUUAUCAGUGGUCUUGUAUGUCUUCCAUUUCCUAAUAAUUGCUCCCACCGUUGAUUUCUUCAAACCAAGCUGCUUACCUAUUGCAGAUUCAGUCUUCCCAGCCUGGUGCAGGUCUACAAUUUUGUUUCUGGUGUCCUUUGACAGCUCUUUGGUCUUGGCCAUAGUGGAGUUUGGAGUGUGACUGUUUGAGGUUGUGUACGGGUGUCUUUUAUACUGAUAACAAGUUCAAACAGGUGCCAUUAAUACAGGUAACGAGUGGAGGACAGAGGAGCCUCUUAAAGAAGAAGUUACAGGUCUGUGAGAGCCAGAAAUCUUGCUUGUUUGUAGGUGACCAAAUACUUUUUUUCCACCAUAAUUUGCAAAUAAAUUCAUUACAAAUCCUACAAUGUGAUUUUCUGGAUUUUUAUUCCUCAUUUUGUCUGUCAUAGUUGACGUGUAUCUAUGAUGAAAAUUACAGGCCUCUCUCAUCUUUUUAAGUGGGAGAACUUGCACAAUUGGUGGCUGACUAAAUACUUUUUUUCCCCACUGUAAGUCCCUUUAAAAAAAGUAUUAUUAUUAUUAUAAGCAUAGGAAUAAAGUAGGACCUGCACACAUGAUUGCUCCAUCACAAAAUUAGGCUAGUAAAUAUUAAUUAGGCUAGUAAAUAUUCAUCAGGCUAGUCAAUAUGCACACGGUUUUGAUCUUUGUCAGGUCCUUACACACACACAGCAGAGACAGACACAUUGCCUAACGAAGGGAGAGAUUGGGUCGUUACCCUCUGCUGGCUACACAGCGAUUAGCAUUAUAACCCUGACUGACCUUUACCAAAUAGUUCUGUUCUGCCCUGCUGCCUUUCAUAGUCCAGAUGAUUGCAUCAGGGGUGUGUGAAAAGGCUGCAUUGAUGGGAAAUAUGCACUAAGUGCAGGGCACAGACAGCACUAAUUAGUUCACUGACUUCCCGCACUGCUAACAGUAUGGUGCUAAUGCACUAACACUAACCAUUCAAGGAAAGGGGGUGGUGUGCUAACGUCAACCUUUGCAUCCACUGCAUUAGAACCUGCUUAGUGUGCUUGUCAUGUUUGUGAUGUUAACAUUCACAGUGCUACUGGUUGUUUUGACUGUCAUUUUGACUCCCAGCCAUUCUGUCCCUCUCUGCCCCAAAGUGACUUUGACUCCCUGGACGAACAAGACCAACAGAAGAACAACCAGUUGGGCUUCGACGUGGCCGAGCGGGAGUUUGGCAUCUCGCCCUGCAUGACGGGCAAGGAGAUGUCCCAGGUGUCAGAGCCCGACAAGCUCUCCAUGGUCAUGUACCUCAGCCAGUUCUACGAGAUGUUCAAGGACACAGUCCCCCCUGGGGCCGGAGGUGAGUACUGCUCACCUUUGGUUGGUUUCAUAAAUAUCAUUUUUAUUCGGGGGGGGGGGGGGGGGGGGGGGGGUAGUGGUGAAGAUUGAUUGAAAUGUUAUACACACUGAGUAAUUGGUUAUAUACAUUAUGCACCAAACAGACCAGAAACAGGGAGGGACUACCUGAACUCGUCCAAUGGGAAAUGCUUGUAAUUUUUCAUUGCAAAACCUUAAUGGAUACAACCCUGGUUUAACGCCUUACAUUUUCUAUAUUUUCUAUUUCCAGAUAACCAAAACAUGAGCCCUGAGGAGAAGGCUGCGUUAAUCAACAGCACCAAGUCUCCCAUCUCCUUCCUUAGCAAGCUGGGCCAGAGCAUCGCCAUAUCCCGCAAACGCAACCCCAAGGUCAGGACCUCCAAUACAUCAUUGUUAGCUCAGCAGUCCCAUUCCCUUUCGCACUGUGUUUUACUGUGUUACAACUGUGUUUAACGUCAUGUUAUAAUGCUACUGUAUGAGUCAAUAGCUGUCUGCCCGAAAAAAACAGUGACAACAGGUGAUUAUGUGAUCAACAGGACAAAAAGGAGAAGGAUGUGGAUGGUUUGGGGAAGAGGAGGAAGACUAGCCAGGCUGGCCAUUCUGAAGACGUGAGUAAAACUUUCAAGGGUUCAAAAUAUAAUUCAGACGUUGAACUCUGCGUUGCAGACGGAUAGAAACGGUCUCUCAGGUCAAACUCAUUCUCUGGUGUCAUACUGUCCAUGUGUUUGUAACAGGAGGAGGUUUCGAGGGGUAACCGUGAUGACAGGCCGUCCAACAGUACUGCUCUAACGGAGAGGAAUAUGAAGGAAGAGACAGCGGCUGUAGGGAACCACAACAAAGUCAAGUCCAUGGCCACCCAGCUCCUCGCCAAGUUUGAGGAGAAUGCUCCUGCAGAGUCCAAGGACCUCAAACGACAGGUAUGGAGAAACUCAUUAUGUCUAGGUGGUGUUAACAAUGGGAGAAGGAGUAGUCUUGCUUGCCCGGAUGUGGGAAGAGACUAGAGAUGGAGUAAAUGUUUUAAACAUGAGAACUGUUGGUUGGGAUUUAGCUUUCCUGGAUGAUAAUGACAUGACGACAGCUUUGUUUGCACACAGUGUUUUGUUUGUCUAGACAGAGUAAAUAUGCAGACGUUAGAUGUAGAUCUAUUUCAUCUCAUGGUGUCUAACAGGACUCCUAGUCUCGUGAUGCUGAAUGUAUAGCAACACUGUACUACUGUAUUAAUGUUUUGAACUCCAUUUAGCAGAUGCUUUUAUCCAAAGCAACAUACAGUCACGUGUGGAUAGAUUGUUUUAAGUAUAGAUGGUCCCAGGAAUCCAACCCACUAUCCUGGUGUUGCAAGAGCCAUGCUCUACCAACUGAGCUACAGAGGACCUGAUCCUAGGUCAGCACUCCUACUCUGAGAUGCUUUGUGAAUACGGGCCCGAAAUGCUAAUAUUGAUGUGGCCCGGGCCUGACGGCGUACUGUUCUGUGGUACAGUAGGUGGUCUAAUAGUGGUGACUGGCUGACUCCUCCAGGACUAGGGGGUGAAAUGGGUUUACAGACCCAGCCCACGACCUGAUCCUGGGACAGUCACCCUGAGAGCCAGUACUGCAGGCCUGGAGCAGUGGGAGGUCUAUGUGGGCUAGUGGAACACAAGCCACUAUUGUUGACAUAGAAAGACAACUCACAGGCAGCGUUCCCAAGUGGUGCCAUUCCAAAAUUCCUGCUCGGGCUGUGUGUUUUGCAGUUGUUACAUCUGAUACCAUCUUUGAUACACAAAAGACUCGGUUCAUGUAAAUUGAAUUGAUGAAACCUUAGAAGUGAAUAGCCUGCCUCAGGUCAAGUGCUGUGCUGAGUAAACAGGCUUUGUGCAGAACACUAGAAGCGUUUCUCUCUUGGUCACCGUUUUUUUCUCUUGGUCACAGAUUUGUACAAUCUGAAAUAUGAUUGGUUAAUCAAUGUUGAGUCGUCAUCUAUCCUAAUGGUAUAAUAACCAGCUACAAAUGCCCGUCAAAGAGGAUGUACAGGUUGGUUUAUAGGAGCUAAGCCCUACUUAUGUUGAGUCCCACUGGUGGUAAUAUUCAAUUUGAUUCUGCUGCUGCUGUGUUGAAUUGGGACUGUGUGUCGCACCAGAAAGGCUGAAAGUGGAGUGUGUCUGCGUGCGUGCCUGCGUCUUUCCAACCAGGAGGCUUCUCUUUUUCAUCCCUUCUUUGACCCUUCUGCUCUCUGCAUGAAAUGCUGAUAAUGUCUUUGCUACAGUGUCCAUAUUCUUUUUCUUAAGUUUAUAGUCAAUUAAAAGCCUAAAAUAGUUCCAGUUGGUACAAUAAUAACGCAUGUCAUAUUGUACAGAUGUAGGAUUUUAAUUUGCUACAGUAGGAAAAGAAUCCUGGAGCAACAGGAAAUUGAAAUUAUUAUGUGGAUUAUAAUUAAUGGACAUGUUUGCAGGGGUUGAUACAUUUUUAAUUACAGCAUGUCAAGUCUGAAAUUUAAAAGUGGAAAUUACAAACUUUAGAAGCCUUUUUAAAACUUAAAUACACUACAAGUUUGCAUUUCCUGCUUUGCAGGAAAAUUCUCAGCAACAAAACAGUGAUCAAAUUAACAUCCUACAUUUGUAGUCACAUUACAUUACACAGCAUGCUAUUCUUAUGACACACACAAUUUCCUUUGGGUUUUUGCUCCCAGUUUGUUUUCCAACCAGCAUGACUCUGUGUUCUCAUGAUUCACUUCCCUCUAUUUUUCUCUCUUCUUCCUCUCCUCCCAUCAUGGAUCAUGACCUUGACUCAUGGUUGGUUGCGCUCACUGUGUCCUGGUCUCUUUUUGGCCACUUUGACUGUCACUCAUCUUCCAGUGGUCAAAGGGGGAUUCUCUGCCCAAUCUGGAUCUCCUCGUGGCGCUGCCCCCUCCCCCUGCACCCCUGGACCCCCCCAGGGAGCCUGUCCGCCUAGCUCUGGUCCCUGCAUGGAGACAGGUAAAGAGUGGACAUCUCACCUCCCUCCCCUAGACCCUAGUCUAACCCCUGGAUGUCCCUAACCAACCGUCUCUCUGCUGUGUUUUACAGUAGUAUACAGUAUAAAGCUGCUUUGUGUCCAGAUUGUAGCUGAUUAACUCUUAUUGAUCCUAGACAUAGCAUGUCUUAUUUUCUGUGGAGUGACGAAACCAGUAGUUCCAAUUUAAAGGUCUCUCGCUCUCCUCCAAGACCUAAGGAUCAGAUAGUUGUCGGGAUGUCGUGUGUGUGUUGCCAGAAUAAGCAGCUGUGUGUGGGUGCUGUUCGUCCCAGACAGUGAGUGACGUGAUGUCAUGUUCUCUCUUGUCUCGUGUGGCGUACCCCUCUCCUUUUCCCUAUCACUAUCCCUCUCCCUCUUCCACCCCUGCAAUGUUGUCUCAGAAACAAACCCAACAGCAGGAGCAGCUCAGCUUCGGCUAUAAGGAGAAGUUCAAGUGUCAGACCCUACCCAACAGAGGGGAGCAGGUACGACUGGCCGGUCUGACGCUGUAG
This is a messenger RNA of Coregonus sp. 'balchen', 24800 nucleotides long. NCBI's taxonomy places the organism in Eukaryota, Metazoa, Chordata, Actinopteri, Salmoniformes, Salmonidae. The record is from the annotation of a GenBank genome assembly.